AUGGCGACGGCGGCGACUGAGGGGGGCGGGGGCGGGGAGCCCCGGGGAGCUGAUGGGGUCUACAUGGGGGCCCCGGGGGAAGUGGAGAUAGUGAAGGGGCAGCCAUUCGACGUGGGUCCUCGCUACUCGCAGCUGCAGUACAUCGGCGAGGGCGCGUACGGCAUGGUCAGCUCAGCUUAUGACCACGUGCGUAAGACUCGUGUAGCCAUCAAGAAGAUCAGCCCCUUUGAGCAUCAGACCUACUGCCAGCGUACACUGCGGGAGAUCCAGAUCUUGCUGCGCUUUCGCCAUGAGAAUGUCAUUGGCAUCCGAGACAUCCUGCGGGCACCCAACCUGGAAGCCAUGAGGGAUGUCUACAUUGUGCAGGACCUAAUGGAGACAGACCUGUACAAGUUGCUCAAAAGCCAGCAGCUGAGCAAUGACCACAUCUGCUACUUCCUCUACCAGAUCCUGCGGGGCCUCAAGUAUAUCCACUCGGCCAAUGUGCUCCACCGAGACCUAAAGCCCUCCAACCUUCUCAUCAACACCACCUGUGACCUUAAGAUCUGUGAUUUUGGCCUGGCCCGGAUUGCUGAUCCUGAACAUGACCACACUGGCUUCUUGACAGAAUACGUGGCUACACGCUGGUACCGGGCACCAGAGAUUAUGCUCAACUCUAAGGGCUACACCAAGUCCAUCGACAUCUGGUCUGUGGGCUGCAUCCUGGCUGAGAUGCUCUCCAAUCGGCCUAUCUUUCCUGGCAAGCACUACCUGGACCAGCUCAACCACAUUCUAAGUAUUCUGGGCUCCCCAUCUCAGGAGGACCUGAACUGUAUCAUCAACAUGAAGGCCCGGAACUACCUACAGUCUUUGCCAUCCAAGACCAAGGUUGCCUGGGUCAAGCUUUUUCCCAAGUCAGACCCCAAAGCCCUUGAACUACUGGACCGGAUGUUGACCUUUAACCCCAACAAACGGAUCACAGUGGAGGAAGCACUGGCCCACCCCUACCUGGAACAGUACUACGACCCUACAGAUGAGCCUGUGGCUGAGGAGCCCUUCACCUUUGACAUGGAACUGGAUGAUCUACCCAAGGAGCGGCUGAAGGAGCUCAUCUUCCAGGAGACAGCCCGCUUCCAACCCGGGGCAGGAGAAGCCCCCUAACUUGGACUGAUGCCCCUGCUCCCCAGAACCUGCUCCUGCCUCCUGACUGCCUCUCCCCUGCUGGACUGUUAGAGAAUGGACACUGUGCCCAGCCCAGACUCUGGUGGCCCCAGCCAGGGCAGAGGAUGGGUCUGGCCACCUCUCUCCUGUGCUUGGAGCUUCCUGUUUGGAGCAGGCCAAGGCC
Molecule: messenger RNA, 1324 nt
Organism: Chrysochloris asiatica (Cape golden mole)
Lineage: Eukaryota; Metazoa; Chordata; Mammalia; Afrosoricida; Chrysochloridae
Gene: MAPK3
Product: mitogen-activated protein kinase 3
Exons: 9
Coding region: 1-1140 (379 amino acids)
Biological process (GO): protein phosphorylation; intracellular signal transduction
Cellular component (GO): cytoplasm; nucleus
Molecular function (GO): MAP kinase activity; ATP binding
Source: RefSeq, a predicted model, not a curated record